This is a messenger RNA of Cryptomeria japonica (Japanese cedar), 1822 nucleotides long. RefSeq names its product wax ester synthase/diacylglycerol acyltransferase 8. The transcript is spliced from 7 exons. Gene Ontology annotation, cellular component: plasma membrane. NCBI's taxonomy places the organism in Eukaryota, Viridiplantae, Streptophyta, Pinopsida, Cupressales, Cupressaceae. The record is from RefSeq and is a predicted model, not a curated record. Gene Ontology annotation, molecular function: diacylglycerol O-acyltransferase activity; long-chain-alcohol O-fatty-acyltransferase activity. The coding region runs from base 52 to 1605 and encodes 517 amino acids. Gene Ontology annotation, biological process: triglyceride biosynthetic process.
CUCUCCCUUACCUAAAGAAGCAUUUAAGAAUCUAAGCAUCCUGCAGGAAACAUGAAGACAGCCAACAGUAUUUCACUGGUAGAAAGCAAACUUGCUUGUCCGGAAAAUACUCGUGACGAUGGUGAUGGUUUGGAAGAGGCCAAUAUACAGCUUAGCGAGAUCGUAGUGAAGAAAGCAGAUGAUGUAAAUCACAUGGUUAAUAUUUCCAAGCAUGAAGAACCCUUGAGUCCAGCGGCAUGCAUCGCCUCUAAUACAUUGGUAGAUAGUUACAUCUUAACCAUUGUGGGAUUCAAAAAAGAAAUCGACAUCAAUUCGUUGAAAAUUUCACUGCAAAAUAAUCUGGGAGAGCACCAAAGAUUCUCUAGCAUUGUGGUAAAGGACAAGCACAACAAUCUGAAGUGGUGUUUAAGAGAGGUGGUGAUAGAGGAACAUGUUAUUGUUCCUAGCCUAAGCCCCUCAAUUGCAGAAAAUCCCUACCUUGUGAAUGAAUAUACAAGCUCUUUGGUGACUGCUCCUCCUCUCAAUCCAUGCAAGCCUCUUUGGGAAGUUCAUGUAUUGAAUGUUCCAUCCGAGGAUGCAGCAGCCAGCCUUGUGUUCAGAAUCCAUCAUUCACUUGGAGAUUGUAUCUCUAUGGUAUCCCUAAUUCUCAAUUCCACAAGCAAAGCCAACAAUAAUUCUCAAGCCCCACCCACCAUUCCACAACGUACAACCGCUGACCAAAGACCCAAAGGUUUUCUGCAAAUUGUGUACAAUGUGCUUGUCAGGCUUUGGCUUACAUUCGUUUUUCUGCACGAGGUUGGGAUCACUCUGCUAUGGAAACAUGAUAGGAAUUUAUUGAUAGGAGGAAGGAGAGCUGAUGUUUGUUCAAAGCGUCUGGCUUACGUGACUCUCGGCAUGGAUGAUAUCUGCUUUGUUAAAAAAGCAGUGAAUGGGGCAUUGAAUGAUGUCAUUAUGGGAGCGCUCUCUGCUGGACUCGUCCGCUAUAUGAGCAGACAACAAAAUGAUCAAGUUAAAAAUAACUCGGUCCCACAAAGAGCGACAACACAUAAGAAUUCAAGACUGCGAGCAAUGGUGGCAGUAAAUAUGAGGCAGUUUCCCAUACUUAAGGAUCUGGAUAGGAACAUGAAAAGCCCAUCGAAAGCUAUGUGGGGUAACAAACUAGGUUUCUGGAUGUUUCCUUUUCCGAUGUCUCACUAUGGAGAUCCCCUUCAAUACUGUCGUGAUACAACAAUGAUGUCAAGGAAGAAGAAGUUAUCUUUCGAGGCCUCUGCCUCAUACGCCAUAAGCAAGUACAUGCCAACUAAGUUGGCGGCAUAUUUAUCCAAGAAAUUUACCACAAUACUUACAUUGGGCUUCUCCAAUGUAAUGGGGCCAGUGGAAGAGAUUCAAUACGGGGAUAACCCAGUUGCUCACAUUAUUCCUACGGCCCACGUUAACAAUUGUUCGAUAGUGAUACAUUUCAUAAGCUAUGGUGGAAAAGGGAAGCUGGUUGCAUUAGUCUCGGAAGACGUAGUUCCUGAUCCGCUUCAGCUUUGUCAGGAUUGCGCCGACGCUCUCCAACUCAUGAAACAAGCCGCACAUGGAACUUCAGUGCAUUCAUCUUGAAUGUUCACUUACCUCUGUUUUUUCCAUUUGCGAUACCUAUAUAAAUCUCUAGUGUUGCAAGGAGGAGUUUUGGUGAGGUUGUCAGCAAUUCAUCAGGAACAAAACUACAAUUCCACUUGCUCAUCUUAUCUUGAACCAAAUCACAAAUGAAAUGAUAUUAAUCUCUAUAUGUUUGGUUCUAACAUGAAAUAAAGGAUCUUUGGUCAUUACAAUAGUA